GGACAGAGACUGGGACAUGAGACCUAUGGAUGACAGAGAAAUGGGGAACCGUGACCUGGAUAUCCCUCCUCUACCACCAUUACCACCUCUGGACAGAUACCGUGAAGAUAGGUGGAGGGAGGAUAGGAACAGAGAUCAUUAUGACAGAGACAUCCGAGACAGGGGGGAACUGAGGAUUCGAGAGUAUCCAGAGAGAUAUGACACAUGGCGGGAGAAGCAAGACUACCUUCCUGAGAGGACUGACUGGGAGAGGGAACGGUUGUCGGAUAGGUGGUAUCCAGAUGAUGGAGACAGAUUGCGGUCUUUGGAUGAUCAUUCAGAUUCAUCCCUUCCUCCACCUUCACAUUCAUCUGACAUGCUGGGAGCAGAUUCAAACCUGGACUCUGACCAGUCUUUGGGAGGAGUGAUGGUCCUUAGCCAAAGACAGCAUGAGAUAAUUCUGAAGGCUGCCCAGGAGCUCAAAAUGCUUCGAGAGCAAAAAGAACAGCUACAGAAGUUGAAAGAGUUUAAACCUGACAUUUCCACACAGGACUCUCCUAGAUCACAGAACACAACCACAAGGCCAGGUGCCUUUCAGGAACGCUGGGAUGAAGAUUCUUUCCACGGACUCUGGGACACAAAUGAGGAUAAAGGAGCAAAUAUGGAGUACGAGUUGUGUAAACAAGAGUCAAUGAUGCCUCCACCUGUCUCCUCGCCUGUGAAAGUACCUGCCGUUCACACCUCUGUUCCGUCAGCUGUACCAGUGUCCCUUCCUCCGGUUAUUCCCCCGGUUCCUAAAGCACCUGUAAUUCAACAAACCGUGGAUUAUGGCCACGGGCGAGAUAUAACCACCAGUAAAGUGGAACAGAUUCCAUAUGGGGAGAGGGUAACCCUGCGUCCGGAACCUCUACCAGAGAGGCAAACAUUUCAAAAAGAGCACCCUGGUCGUUACAACAGAGAAAGAGAUCGUGAGCCUUAUUUUGAGCGUCAAGGUAAUUCCAACACAGAUCAUCGGGAUUUCAAGAGAGAGCGGGAACUGCACAGAGACCGUGGUUCUGUGGACUACGAACGAGAGAGAUUUGACAAAGAGCGGCAUCCCCGAGAUGAUAGGGUUCUUCCUACUACACCUUCAAGGACUCAGUCUUACCGUGACAAAAAAGACCAUCCUUCCUCCAGGCGGGGUGGUUUUGAAAGACCACCAUAUGAACGAAAGACAGAUCGUCCAGCAUAUGAUCAUGGGCCUUCCAUGUUUGGAGGUGAUCGUAGAAAUUACCCUGAGGAAAGGAUUCCAAUUUCUGCUCCAUCAAUGCCCCGCCAGCCACCACCUGCUCCACGGGUGGAAAGGAAACCAGAAUCUAAAAAUGUAGAUGAUAUUUUGAAGCCACCAGGACGGGAUAGCAGGCCAGAGAGAAUUGUAAUCAUAAUGAGAGGGUUGCCUGGCAGUGGAAAGACACAUGUAGCAAAACUCAUCAGGGAUAAGGAAGUAGAGUGUGGAGGACCUGCACCAAGAGUGCUCAGUCUGGAUGACUAUUUUAUCACUGAAGUGGAAAAAGAAGAGAGAGACCCAGAUACAGGGAAAAAAGUGAAAAAGAAGGUGAUGGAGUAUGAAUAUGAAGCUGAUAUGGAAGAGACCUAUCGUACCAGCAUGUUUAAAACUUUCAAAAAGACCUUGGAUGAUGGCUUCUUCCCCUUCAUUAUCCUUGACGCUAUCAAUGAUAGAGUGCGACAUUUUGAACAGUUUUGGAGUGCUGCAAAAACCAAGGGUUUUGAGGUGUACUUAGCUGAAAUGAGUGCAGAUAACCAGACGUGUUCCAAGAGGAAUAUUCACGGACGCAAGCUAAAAGAAAUCAGCAGGAUGUCUGAUCACUGGGAGGCGGCACCACGUCACAUGAUGCGCCUGGACAUUCGUUCUCUGUUGCAGGAUGCUGCUAUCGAAGAGGUGGAGAUGGAGGAUUUUGAUGCAAAUAUUGAAGACCAGAAAGAAGAAGUGAAGAAGGAUACAGCAGAGGAGGAAGAAAGUGAACUGGGUUACAUUCCGAAAAGCAAAUGGGAGAUGGACACUUCUGAGGCAAAGCUAGACAAGCUGGAUGGUUUGCGGACUGGCACUAAAAGGAAACGUGACUGGGAAGCAAUUGCCAGCAGAAUGGAAGAUUAUCUACAGCUUCCAGAUGACUAUGAUACACGUGCUUCUGAACCUGGAAAGAAAAGGGUGCGAUGGGCAGAUCUAGAAGAAAAAAAAGAUGCAGACAGGAAAAGGGCCAUUGGUUUUGUUGUUGGACAAACAGACUGGGAGAAGAUAACAGAUGAAAGUGGUCAUCUUGCUGAGAGAGCCCUCAACCGCACCAAGUAUAUAUGAAAAAGUGGUUAAAUGGGAUUUUGUGCCUUUAAGGCCAUUUGCUCUGAGGAGAAGUGAACCAAGGUGUCAUGAGCAUCUUGCAUGGGACAUGUCACUCCCACCUUCACAGUUUUUCUUUGUUACUUUAGUUUCAGCAAUUUUCUUGAGAUGUUGGCAGAUAACCAGUGCCCUCAAAAAAAACAACAAAUCCCGCUGCUCCUAAGUGAGAGAGACAGUUUACUUUUUAAUAUUUUUGGAGGGGAGGGAGGGGGAGGGCCAGUAGUUUUAGCUGCUGUUUGUGGGAUAAAGUGGAAAAAUUAGACAGACGUUACCUCCACUGUACCGUCACAGAAUGUUUAUCACCUUUGCUUUGUGGCCGUUCUCGUUUUAUACUGUAUGUACCUUGUAGCUUAUUGUAUUAGGAAGCAGAACAAUAAAUUUCACUAUAAACUCGG
Nipponia nippon (crested ibis) is the source of this 2769-nucleotide messenger RNA. The record is from RefSeq and is a predicted model, not a curated record. Lineage: Eukaryota; Metazoa; Chordata; Aves; Pelecaniformes; Threskiornithidae.